CUAGAGUUCGGCUGUGGACUUUUGGCAUGACCAAUCAAACGGAACACGUCAACGCGAAACUUGAUAUUUACUCUAUGCUUUACAUUGUGUUGACAUUAGAACUUGAAAAAUUAUUGGAGUUGAUUUUAUUUUUUUUAUAAUUAUACUUUUAAAGUAUUUUAGUGUCUUUAUAGUAUCUAAUAUGUUUUCGUGUGAGGUAUGUUCGAAUAAUUAUAUGAGUUUUAAGGCUUUACGCCAACACGCGCGAGAAAAACAUCCUGAAGAAGUUGUUUCCCGUCCCGAAAAAAAAUUUAAGUGUAGUGAAUGUGAAAAACAAUAUAACAAUAAACAAUCCUUUUCGCGACAUGAAAAUCGUGAACAUAAUGUGAAAAUUGUAAAACUGAAUCAAUUUUAUAGGUGUGCCCUUUGCGACUACAAACAUUAUGAUAAAAAUUCUGUUCGCUCUCACAUUUCUUUAUUACAUGAUAUAAGUGUUGCUUCUGAAACCAAGACAUUUCAGUGUAAAGAAGAUUUUUUAGAAUGGAGAAAUUACGAAGAAAAAAUAAAUAAAUGUAAAUUUAUUGCAACUGGAGGAAGCCACAAAAAUCAGAAAAUUCAGAGUCAAACAUUAGUAUGCCAUAGGUCUCAAUAUUAUGAGCCAAAGGGAAAAUCCCAGAGGUCCCUGAAAUUACAAGGAACCUGUAAAAUUCAAGCGUUUUGUCCUGCUGAAAUUAAGUAUAAGGUCACAGAUGGAAUUUACUGUGUAAAAUACGUGAAAAACCAUACACAUAAAUUAGAAUUAGAGCACCUAACCCUCACAUCUAAGGAAAGAGCUAAUAUAGCUUCAAAAAUUGCAGUAGGAAUUUCGUUUGAUAGAAUACUGGAUGAUGUUCGCGAAUCCUUUUACCAAGGAGAAGAACUGGAACGUCUACAUUUACUAACAAGAAAAGACCUUUUAAACAUAGAACGAAGUUUCAAUCUUCGUGGUCAUCAGCAGAGACACAGCAAUGAUGCUUUAAGUAUCGAAUCAUGGAUAAGAGAAGAGUUUAAUCAUAAUUCUUCACCAUCGGUUUUAUUUUAUAAGCCACAAGGUCAGAAAUGUAUGGAUUUUCCACAACUUAGUGAGCAAGAUUUUGCUUUGAUAUUAAUGAAUCAAGCACAAAGUGAAAUCUUACAAAAAUAUAGUGCUACUAUAUGUAUUGACUCCACCCAUGGUCUUAACCAAUAUGAUUUUCAAUUAAUAACCAUUUUAGUAAUAGAUGAUUUUCAUCAAGGAUUCCCUUGUACAUUUUUAAUAUCAAAUAGAACAGAUAGUAUAAUUUCAAGAAUCUUAUUUUUAAAAAUAAAGGAAAGAAUUGGAGAUCUUGCUGUGGAAAAUUUUAUGUCUGACAUGGAUGAGUCAUUUUUCAAUGGCUUCAAAGCAAACUAUGCUGUGCCUAAACGACGACUUUAUUGCUCCUGGUAUGUUGAUAGAGCAUGGCGCAAGAAUUUGUCAAAAGUAAAUUCAAAGGAAAAACAGGCACAUGUAUAUAAAGUACUUAGGACCUUGCUUGAGGAAACUGAUGGAAAUGUUUUUUCUGCAUUACUUACAGAAGCUAUAUCUGCUUUUGUAAAUGACAAAGAUACUAUAGAAUUUGGCAAGUAUUUUAUGCAAAACUAUACAAACAAUGUAGAAUCAUGGGCCUUCUGUUAUCGUUUGUAUGCUGGGGUAAAUACUAAUAUGCAUCUAGAGAGAAUGCAUAGAACUUUAAAAGAAAUAUACUGUAAUAAAAAAAAAGUUAAACGUUUAGACCAUAUGCUGUUUAUCCUUCAAAAAUUUGUACGAGAUCGAUUAUUUGACCAAUUAAUUACACAACAUAAAGGUAAACUAACAAGUAAAAUAAAAGAUUUGAGACAAAGGCACACUGCUAGUUUACAACUAGAUGAUACCUUAAUAAUAGAAUAUGAUGGUGGUUGGAUUUGUCCAAGCUCAAAACAAAGUGAAACAUAUUUCAUUGAAAGACAUAAAGAAAUAUGUGGGUGCCACUUAAGGUGCAAUAUAUGUAAUCACUGCAUCCAUAAUUUUGUUUGUACAUGUAUUGACAAUGCCAUACAAUGGAAUAUGUGUAAACAUAUCCAUCUACUUUGUAGAAGCAAAUAUAUUCUAAAGGUUGACAGUUUGGAAGCCAUUGGAACUAACACAUGCGAAAAUGCUCUAGGUUUAGAGAAAAUUGUUCUUGCAGAAUUAACUCAGAAAACGGCUUCAGUACAAGAGAACUUGGAUGAAGUAAGAAAAAAUUUGUUGGAUUCGUUUAAAGAAAUUAUAGAUAAUGCAGAUGCAGAACAACUUCAAUUUUUAACAUCUAAUUUGAAAACUCUAAAGUCCACAGUAGAUAUUUUGAAAAAAAAGGACACCGUUUUCUUGGAAAAUGAUAAUAAACUUGAAGAGGACAAACUUAGGAAAGAACCCUCUAACAAACAAAUGGAGCCUCAACGAAGAUUAUUUUCAACAAAGAAGAAAACUCAGAGAAAAAAGGAAUCUAUAAGCAAGCCUUCGUCAGAAGAAAAAAAUAAAAUUUCAUUGAAUAUGCUUUUAAAGUGUAAUGAAUAA
Sitophilus oryzae (rice weevil) is the source of this 2569-nucleotide messenger RNA. RefSeq lists its product as uncharacterized. The transcript has 3 exons. Lineage: Eukaryota; Metazoa; Arthropoda; Insecta; Coleoptera; Curculionidae. Bases 182 to 2569 code for a protein of 795 amino acids. The record is from RefSeq and is a predicted model, not a curated record.